Molecule: messenger RNA, 2201 nt
Organism: Acanthaster planci (crown-of-thorns starfish)
Lineage: Eukaryota; Metazoa; Echinodermata; Asteroidea; Valvatida; Acanthasteridae
Biological process (GO): regulation of RNA splicing
Cellular component (GO): cytoplasm; nucleus
Source: RefSeq, a predicted model, not a curated record
AAUUCUUUGGGUUGCAGACGGUGCGAAGCCACUCCUCCGCCUACGUACGUUCACCUGGCAUGAAUAUUUGGUGGGCUGCAUGCACACGCACUCAGAGUGUGCGAGAUGACAGCCACACAACUAAAGCCUGAACUGGGGUAAUCGUCGCAGACAACUGGUCCUUGAAAUGUGUACUUUGUCGUGAGCGCUGCAACUUCAUUAGUACGUUCCAACUUUUCCACCCGACCUGACUGUUUCUAGAGAACUUUGAGAAAAUCUAGACCCACCAAAAACGAGUUUGAAAGAUGGGGAACCAAGAGAGUGCUUCGGCAAGCAUUCACGUGGAAGGCUCCGUGUCGGCAUCGGGGGCCGUCGAUGCAGGGGUAUCUGCAGAGGGCCAGGCCCAUGGGCCGCCAUCCCCGAAAAAAAGGCGUCUGAGUUUCAAGUCACUCCGCAAUGGAUCAUUUCGUCGUUCGUUUAAGAUUCGCCGGAGCGGACGCAGAAAAUCUCCUAAAGGCAAGGGCGAGGAGAGAAUCGAAAUGGAGGGGGAUGUUUCGGGCGAGAAAGGUGCAGCGGCAAGGGCAGCUGCGAAAUUGAAGGCGUCAGGCGAGGGGAAACCGGUGGUUGACUUGAACAUAGCUGCACCGCUUGCGACAGAUGAAACAGAGAAUAUGGACCUGGAUGCUGAUAUCGAGGCUGGUGGAAAUGUUGGUGUGUCUGGUGGAGCUUCAGGAGAUUUGGGUGGAAGUGCUGGCCUUCAGGCUGACAUUCCAUCUGGAGCAUCUGCAGGUGUUGGCGUAAGUGGGGAUAUGCCCUCUGCAGGUGCAAGCCUUGAUGUCUCUGCACCAGACGUGAAGCUGAAUAUAAAUGGAAAGAAACACAAGAAGCGAUCGUCUUUCCCCAAGUUCAGAAAAAGAACUCCUGCCGAGGCAGAGUUGGAUGUUGAGCUCCCCAAAGGUGAAGUACAGAUUGGGGGAGGUGCAGAUGUUGCAGCUGGCAUCAAUGGACACAAAGGAUUGAAACAUGGAAAGAGGAAAGAAGGUCCAUCUGUUUCUGCAGAAGGAGGUGCAUCCAUGGACGUUGACACACCAGCAGUGGAAACACCCAAGGUUGGUGUCUCAGGUGGUGCUGAUGGUGAUGUAAAUGCGUCACUCCCUUCAGCUGAUGUGACUGUCAAAGCUGACAUGCCAGAUGCAAAAAGACAUUCUCCAAAGAAAGGUGGUUUCUUUGCUGAGAUAGCAAAGUUCUUUACUGGGGAUUCAGACUCUUCUGAUUCAGACUCUGAUGCUGAGACCAAAAACCUCAAACUUCAAGGAAGCCUUCACAAAGGAGAUGUAUCAGGAGGUGCUCCAGGAGCCGAUAUCAGUGGUGGUGUGGGAGCCAACCUGGAUGCAUCAGCAGAUAUCAGUGGCUCACCAGAGGGAGAGGCUAAAUUCAACAUUGGUGCUGGAGGCAAGAGUUCUCCAUCUAAACGCAAGAAGGGAGGAAAAUUCAAGUUGCCCAAGCUUGGAAAACGCAAGAUAAAUGGCAAUGCUGAUGCAGCAGUAGAAGUUCCAAAUGCUGAUCUGAAAGGAGUUGUGGGAUUUAAUGUUGAACCUCCUGAUGCUGUAGUGAAAGCAGAUGUUGAUACAGAUGUCAAGACAAAGAAGGCAGACUUCAGGUUUGGUGGAGGUGUGAAUGGCGAUGGUGAACUUGACCUUAAGGGAGGAAUCUCUGGACCCGAUGUUAGUGUUUCAGGACCAAAGGCUUCAUUAGGUGGUGAUGAUGGUAUCGGAGGAGACGGUGAUGUAAACAUCGGAGUAAAUGUCCCAGAUGCCUCACUGGGAGUUGGAGGAGAUGUUAAGGUUCCCAACAUUGGCGGUGGCAUUGGUGGGCUUGGCAUCAAAGGAGGAAUUUCAGGACCUGAUACCGAUAUUUCUGGUCCCACAAUUGGAGGUGAUGCAGGCCUCGGUGGAGGAGUGAAUAUACCAGAUGCCUCACUGGGGGUUGGAGAUGUCAAAGUUCCCAGCUUUGGUGGUGGUAUUGGUGAGAGAGGUGGGCUUGACAUAAAGGGUGGAAUUUCCGGACCUGAUGGUGAUGCCUCUGGUCCCAAGAUUGGUGGUGAUGCAGGCAUAGGUGGAGGAGUAAAAGUACCUGACACCUCUCUGGGGGUUCCCAGCUUUGGGGGUGGUAUUGGUAAAGGAGGUGGGCUUGGCAUCAAGGGUGGAAUUUCAGGACCUGAU